AUGGACUAGCCUCAAUAAUGGUACAUUCCUGCCCAUUGCCGAAAUCGCUCUUUUUCUAUCGAAGUAGCAGCCAUGAGCAUGCUCAGGCUCCAGAAGAGGCUCGCCGCCAGCGUGCUACGCUGUGGCAAGAAAAAAGUCUGGCUCGACCCCAACGAGACCAACGAGAUCGCCAAUGCCAACUCCCGUCAGCAGGUGCGCAAGCUGGUGAAGGAUGGUCUCAUUAUCCGCAAGCCCGUCACGGUCCACUCCAGGGCCCGCUGCCGCAAGAACACGCUGGCACGCCGCAAGGGCAGGCACAUGGGCGUCGGCAAGAGAAAGGGUACCGCCAAUGCCCGUAUGCCCGAGAAGCUGAUGUGGAUGCGCCGCAUGAGGAUCCUGCGUCGCCUGCUGCGCCGCUACAGGGAAUCCAAGAAGAUCGACAGGCACAUGUACCACAGCUUGUACCUGAGGGCCAAGGGUAACGUGUUCAAGAACAAGCGCAUCCUCAUGGAGCACAUUCACAAACUGAAGGCUGACAAAGCUCGCAAGAAGCUCUUGGCCGAUCAAGCUGAGGCCCGCCGUACCAAGACCAAGGAGGCCCGCAAGCGCCGAGAGGAACGUCUCCAGGCCAAGAAGGAGGAAAUCAUCAAGAACUUGUCCAAGGAGGAUGAGGGCAAAAAGUGAUCGAGGCUUUUCAUCUCCUGCCUUGUGUGUGGAUCGCUGAAAAUAAAAAUUGUACAUAAAGACA
Hippocampus zosterae (dwarf seahorse) is the source of this 727-nucleotide messenger RNA. RefSeq names its product ribosomal protein L19 (gene rpl19). The coding region runs from base 73 to 663 and encodes 196 amino acids. Gene Ontology annotation, biological process: translation. Gene Ontology annotation, molecular function: RNA binding; structural constituent of ribosome. The record is from RefSeq and is a predicted model, not a curated record. The transcript has 6 exons. Lineage: Eukaryota; Metazoa; Chordata; Actinopteri; Syngnathiformes; Syngnathidae. Gene Ontology annotation, cellular component: ribosome; cytosolic large ribosomal subunit.